AGCUGGUUCGUUAGUUUUCCUGCGCUUUUCCUAGCGCGCGGAAGCACAAGUUUGUGCGUCGAGAGCUUUGUGCGCGUGCUAUCCGCAGCUAUUCCAAUGCGCCGGAGGGAUGAAACAGAUUACUUGUGAUUUUAUUUCCGGUUGCUUUGGCGGUUCCUGUGGCAUCCUUGUGGGUCACCCACUGGAUACGAUCAAAACGUGGCAGCAGUUUUCCAACAACAAAAUCUCCACCUCCAUGUACAAUAUAAUCAUUCGUCACAAUGGGCUCAAAGGAUUCUACAAAGGCAUGUUCUUCCCCCUGGUUUCGAGUGGGACGCUAAAUUCGAUAGUAUUUGCGGUCUAUGGGGCGCAGCUGAGAAAACUCCAAUCCUAUUGCAGAAAUGACAAGGAACGGGAGAAAAGAUGGCAGAGGCACGUGAUGAUUGCCGGCUCGAUAGCGGGAGCUGCUCAAGUCACUAUCGGAUGUCCGAUAGAGGUGGUGAAAGUUCGUCUUCAGACACUGCAAUACGUGGGACACCCAUGGCGCUGCUUGGGGGAAAUAUAUCAUCUCGAAGGUAUAAUGGGUCUCUACCGAGGCUUCACACCGAUGAUGUGGCGCGAUGUGGUCCCUUACGGCAUCUACAUGCUGGUCUAUGAGUACAUGCUGGAAAUCGAGGAUCGAUUGCACCAGAUGAAACGGGAUAGGUUUUCAGGGACAGCGACAGCCGCUGGCAGUCAGUACAAGGCGUCGGUUAUUGCAACGGCGGGCGCAAUGGCCGGGAUAGUUUCGUGGCUGUUUAUCGUACCGUUCGAUGUCGUCAAAACGAUAAUGCAAACCGAAACGGAUCCAACCGUGCACAAAAGGAUGAUGGAUUGUUUUCGGAGCUUAGUUAGGCGCCACGGUUGGCGAUCCCUGUUCAGAGGCAGCUGUAUGGUUAUUGCCAGAGCCGCUCCAGUCAAUUCGGCCACUUUUCUGGGCUAUGAGUGGUUUUUGGGCCAAUGUCAUAAGAAUUUUGUUGUGGAUACUAGCUGAAAAUAAAUAAUUACGGGAAACUAGAAACUGCGUUUUGAGGCAGAGAACACAAAUCAGAGAUAAUUGAGGAAUCGAAUGAUGAUCAGAGAAUAAGGAUUUUUUUUCAGUUCUGAUAACAACCUUCAAAUUUAGUGAUUUUUACUGUAAGAUCUGGGUAUUUUCAUUGAUUGAGGAAAGACAAAAUUGUAAAACGAUGAAUUAAUGAAAUAGAUGUGAACUGAAAUACAGAAGUGCAGGACUAGCUAUAAAUUCCAAAAAUAUACUGUGCAGCUAUAUUCGGCGAUGGAAUUCGAACACUAAAGCGAGAAAUGGCAAUCGUCCUGUAAAUCAUGGAACUGGCUUUGGGGGAUGUCUUAUCACUUUUAUCAGUAUCAGUGGAAAUUCUACAGAUUAAGCAGUAGAACAGUGUUCCGGAACUAUUGUGAUGUGAUGACUACGCGCUUCCAAUUAUUUUCGUGCGGUCAUCGACCCGAUGUCGAUCGAAACGGUGUAAAGUGUGAUAAAAGUGCAGGACCCUAACCCGCUUGUCCCCCGCAGCUAGCAGUGUUUAUAAGCUCAACCACUACAGUACGCAAUUUUUGAUCGUAGGAUUACGUCUUUCGGGAACAUUGAAAAAAAAAUCGAUCGCAUCGUGAAAAAUGUCCAACUUCAAACGCUUUUUACUGAGCGAAAAAGCGAUUACUUUUCCCUUUUUCUUUGAACUUUCAAAACAAGGAAGCGAGAAUAAAAAUAUUGAG
Messenger RNA from Toxorhynchites rutilus septentrionalis, 1749 nucleotides. Its product is annotated as solute carrier family 25 member 45. Gene Ontology annotation, cellular component: mitochondrion. Gene Ontology annotation, molecular function: high-affinity L-arginine transmembrane transporter activity. Gene Ontology annotation, biological process: mitochondrial L-ornithine transmembrane transport. The record is from RefSeq and is a predicted model, not a curated record. The transcript has 6 exons. Bases 110 to 1012 code for a protein of 300 amino acids. Lineage: Eukaryota; Metazoa; Arthropoda; Insecta; Diptera; Culicidae.